This is a messenger RNA of Symbiodinium natans, 2781 nucleotides long. The record is from the annotation of a GenBank genome assembly. NCBI's taxonomy places the organism in Eukaryota, Dinophyceae, Suessiales, Symbiodiniaceae.
AUGGCCGUGCUCUCGGUCACCAUGUUUAGCGGGCAGACUAUCGCAGCAUUCUCUGCUGAUGAAUUCGCACAGUUGACUGAGAACUAUGGGAACUCAGUGAAGUCGCUGAAGCAGCAUUUGUCAGGCAUCAUCAACCAGCCCAGAUUUCGCCAAAAGCUGCUUUGUGAUAGCACUGUUCUUCAGGAUAAUGCCCGGUUGGAGGUGCCAGCAACUUUAGUUCUCGUUGUUUUGACUUUUUGCCCUGCUGAUGACAGUGAAAGCCAUCAUUUGCUGGCAGCCGUGAACGAAGACCGGGUGUGGGAAGUUGAGCGGAUCUUGCAGCGGCCUUUGGAUCCAGAUUUAACACUGGAAACUGGCGAGACAGCUUUGCGGCAUGCUGCCGCUAGCAACAGCCUCCGCAGUGCUCGUCUACUCAUCGAAGCAGAUGCCGACAGUAACAGCAUCAGCCCCGGGGAUGGGCGUUCGCCACUCCACGUGGCAGCACAGAUGGACCAUGUCGACAUGCUACGUUUCCUCAUCGAAGCACGAGCAGCGGUCAACGCAGGGAACGAGAUGUCUGCAACUCCUUUGCUUGCGGCAGUGAACUUCGGCCGGACAGAGGCAGCUCAUGCGCUGCUACAGCAAAGGGCUGAGUUGGACAAAGCAGACAGCAGGGAUGGGCGGACCCCUCUUCUGGAAGCUGCCAGUCGGGGUCAUUCAGCCCUGGUUCGCAUUCUGCUUGAGGCGAAAGCUGAUGCGGACAAGGCCUUUACGCAGGAUGGUUCGACACCAGUCUGUGUGGCUGCAUAUCAUGGCUUCUCAGAUGUAGUCCGAAUCCUAAUGAAGGCAAGGGCAAAUGUCACCAUAGCACGAACCUCUGACGGAUCUACGCCACUGUCUUUGGCGUCCUCCUUGAACCACUUACCCAUCGUCCAGAUGCUGCUUGCCUUGGUGGCCAGGGAGGGCAAGCUUGUCUCCGAGUUUGGUGCCACCGCCAUGGAGGAUGCCACCCGCCUUGGCAAUCCAAAAGUUGUCAAGAUGCUGAUCCAUGCCAGGGCGGAUCUCAAUGAACCUGAUCGAGCUCCCCUCGCGCUCGCAGCCAGGCUGGAGCAAAUCGAUAUUGUGCGAAUCUUGCUUGAAGAGCGUGCAAGCCUGGAGAUGGAGAAUCCUAAAGGCGUGACACCCUUGAUCGGGGCUGCUUACACAGGCAGGUUGGAUGUAGUCUUAGCACUGCUAAAGGCACGGGCUGGGUUGGACCAGGCAAACAGCACAGAUGGACGUACGCCUUUGUUGGAGGCUGCUCGGAGAGGCCACGCCACUCUGGUUGGCCUUCUGCUUGAGGCCAGAGCCAAUGUGAACAAAGCCUUUCAGGAUGGCUCAACUCCAAUGUGCGUAGCUGCAUAUCAUGGCUUCGUGGACGUGGUGCGGAGCCUGAUGCUUGCUAGGGCAGAUGUUGCCACAGUGCGGUCCUCUGAUGGGUACACGCCGCUCUCCUUGGCCGUGUCUUUAAACCAUGUGCCGGUUGUCAAAAUGUUGCUUGAAAUGCUGGAAGCAGGGCACGAAGUGGGAGAACUGGGGGCCAGAGCGAUGGAUAUUGCCGCGAGCCAGGGCAACGUGAAAGUUGUGAAAAUGCUACUGCAGGCCCGGGCGGAUCCAAACAAACCACCCGCUGAGUUCGAUGAGUCUCCUUUGUUUGUGGCUGCUUGCUGUGGUCAUCUGCCGGUGGUGCGCCUCCUGGUCGAGCGACGCGCCCACGUUCGCCGAAGGCGUGGUGCUGACGCCAGCACACCGCUCCUUGCGGCAGUUGUCGAAGGCCACGUUGCCGUGGCACGGUUUCUGCUGAGGAACGGAGCCGACAAGGACGACCGGCGUUCGGAUGGUGCCUCGGCUUUGCACUGUGCUAUUCUGGCGCGCAACCUCGAGCUGUUGCAGCUCUUGCUCGAAGCACAGGCGAACGCAAACUCACCCAAACGCGCAAAUGAUGGAUACACCCCACUCUUUGUUGCAGCUGCAAACAGUCGCAUUGGCGAGCUGCGCGCUUUGUUGGCUGCAAGAGCGCAUGUGGAUCCGCGUCGAAGCGGAGACCAUGCAACGCCGUUGUUUGUGGCAGCUAGCUGUGGCCACUUGGAGGUGGCGCGUGUCUUGCUUGAGGCAGCUGCAGAUGCAUGUGCUGAACGCAGCCCGGAUGGUACCACUGUUUUGAUCGCUGCCGUUUGUGCCGAUGUCUGCGAUGUCACACGCUUGGUUCUUCUAUACCGUGCAGACGUCAAUAAGGAAGCUUCGCAACCUGCCGCAAUUCCACUGUACAUUGCAGCGGAGCUCGACCUUCCUCAUCAAGCAAAGAUUCUACUUGAGAACCACGCUGACGUCGACGGCGCCCGGCACAUGGAUGGAGCAACGCCAGUUUUUGUGGCUUCAUAUCAUGGCUUCUCUCAAGUCGUCGAUGUGCUGAUAGAUACUGGCGCCGACCUGAAUAAGGCUCGGACAAGUGAUGGUGCCGUGCCCCUCACUGUUGCAUGUGAGCGGGGCCACGUGCACGUGGCCCGACGACUGCUAGUGGCAGGAGCAAGGAUAAAUAUCGCUCGUGUGGAUGAUGGUGCAACUCCAUUGUUCUUCGCUGCCCAAAAUGGGCACACGCAAGUUGUGCGAGUGCUGCUUGCAGCCAACGCCGAUGCAAAGAAGGCUCGAACAACCGAUGGAGCUACGGCAAAGUCUCGUGCUUUUCAGAAAGGGCAUGCGGGCAUUGCCAAAGUUCUUGAGGUGUUUCAACUUUUCAAAGAUGCAGCCGGCUGUUCUCCAUGA